AUGAAUGCCGUGACUGUAAGGAGUGGAAAAAAAUUGGAGCCAUCAAGGGAGGUUGUUGAAGGGGUAGGUGCAAAUGAAAAGGUAGUUGAAAGUACUAUGAUUGAGGAAGAGCCAAAGGAAACGACUCCACCACCUCUUGUUCCAUAUGUGCCAAAGGUUCCUUUUCCACAGAGGUUAGCCCAAGCCAAGUUAGAGAAAAAGUAUGGAAAAUUUCUUGAUAUUCUGAAGAAGCUUCACAUUAACAUUCCAUUCUUAAAUGCAAUAUCCGAGAUGCCAUCAUAUGCCAAAAUUUUAAAGGAUAAGCUCUCUAACAAGAAGAAUCUAGAAGAGAAUGCUAUAAUUGCAUUGACUGCAGAGUGUAGUGCAAUUUUGCAAAACACACUUCCUAAGAAAUUAGGCGAUCCAGGUAGCUAUUCAAUUCCGGUGAAACUUAGGGACAUAGAGAUCAACAGGGCAUUAUGUGAUCUUGGUGCAAGUAUGAGUCUUAUGCCGCUUUCUAUCUGCAAGAAACUUCAAAUGGGUGAACUAAAGCCUACACGUAUAUCUUUACAACUUGCGGAUUGGUCAGUCAAGUUUCCUUUGGGUGUACUUGAAGAUGUUCCACUAUGCGUGGGAAAAUUCUUUAUUCCAUGUGAUUUUGUUGUGAUGGAAAUGGAGGAGGAUGCACAUGUCCCUAUCAUUCUUGGUAGACCAUUCUUAGCUACCGCGGGAGAAAUCAUUGAUAUGAAGAAUGGUAAAAUCACUUUUGAAGUAGGGGAUGAGAAAAUGGAGUAUUCACUCUUGAAUGACAUGGGAACUCCUUCCAUGGGAGAGACUAUUUUUCAAGUGGAUAUCCUCGAUGAUUUACAACGUGAACAACUUCCCUUGAUUAAAACGGAAGAUGCGCUUGAAACGGUGUUAAUAGGGAGUGCUAAUGAUGAAGAUUGGGAAACAAGGGAGUAUACAAGGCUACUAGAGGUAGCAAAAGCCAAUCCAAUCACCGCUCCAGUCAAGGAAGUCCUUAGUGUAUCAAGUGUUGGGGAGAGUACUACGCCUCCCGAGGUAGAGUUGAAACCCCUUCCCUCUACCCUCAAAUAUGCAUAUCUUGGUCCUAAUAAUACAUACCCUGUUAUUGUUGAUGUUGAGCUUAAUGACAUAGAAUUGGAGUAA
Chenopodium quinoa (quinoa) is the source of this 1149-nucleotide messenger RNA. RefSeq lists its product as uncharacterized. The coding region runs from base 1 to 1149 and encodes 382 amino acids. Lineage: Eukaryota; Viridiplantae; Streptophyta; Magnoliopsida; Caryophyllales; Amaranthaceae. The transcript has a single exon. The record is from RefSeq and is a predicted model, not a curated record.